Exophiala bonariae is the source of this 4311-nucleotide messenger RNA. RefSeq lists its product as uncharacterized. The coding region runs from base 1 to 4311 and encodes 1436 amino acids. Lineage: Eukaryota; Fungi; Ascomycota; Eurotiomycetes; Chaetothyriales; Herpotrichiellaceae. Gene Ontology annotation, cellular component: cytoplasm; TORC1 complex. Gene Ontology annotation, molecular function: protein binding; protein-macromolecule adaptor activity. The transcript has a single exon. Gene Ontology annotation, biological process: cellular response to amino acid stimulus; positive regulation of cell growth; cellular response to starvation. The record is from RefSeq and is a predicted model, not a curated record.
AUGACGACACUCAAUGGACAUUCAGACACUAGGCUUGUCGAAAGACGUCGGCCUGCCACACAAGGAGACGAUCAGACCGCACAAUCUAGAGAAUUGACGGUCGAUGCCACAAGAGCUCAGUCAAGCUCUGGACCCAAGCAGUCUCCACAUGUUAAUGGCGUACACCCGGCUCAGAAUGACUUGUCAUCGCGCCGGAUUAUUCCUCAGGAAGCUCAAGACUAUCUAACUGCAAAGCCUGCUUUACUAUCGCGUACCAAGAGUGACUUUGGACCACGAAGCAAAGAUGGCCUCGCAACCCCUCCUUCAGACGACAAAUUGGCACUUAUCAGACACGGUUGGGAUGAUGAAUACACUUCUAAUGAAUAUCUCUCAUUACUCCAUGCAACAUUCUACAUGUAUUACACCGAAAAGCGGCACGAGAGCAAUGGAUCGCAAUCGGAAGAGUCAAAGAAAUUCCCCAGUGUGGACUGGCGAAUGAAAGAUCGAAUGAAGACUGUUUCUGCUGCCCUCGCCAUCUGUCUCAACAUCGGUGUUGAUCCUCCGGAUGUGAUCAAGACGAAUCCUACCGCGAAGCUCGAAGCCUGGGUUGACCCAACGGGGAAUAGUGGUGGGACGACAAAGACCAUGGAACAGAUUGGUAAACGAUUGCAAGAACAAUAUGAAUCACUUAGUCUGCGAACUAGGUAUAAGCAGUAUCUGGAUCCUUCUAUUGACGAGACUAAGCGAUUUUGCGUUUCGCUCCGACGUAAUGCGAAGGACGAACGAGUUCUCUUCCACUACAAUGGGCACGGUGUUCCCCUUCCGACAGCAUCUGGUGAGAUCUGGGUAUUCAACAAGAACUAUACUCAAUACAUACCAGUCGGCAUUUAUGAUCUGCAGUCCUGGUUAGGUGGUCCAAGCCUGUUCGUGUAUGAUGUUUCCCAUGCCGGAAAUAUUGUCCACAAUUUCGACACUUUUCUCGCUAAGCACGAUAAGGAGAAUGAAGAGCUCAAGAAACGCGACCCAAAUGCUCCAAUCCAGAACUACGGAGAUUGUAUUCAACUGGCAGCCUGUGGUAGAACCGAGAUGUUACCGACCAACCCCGAUCUUCCUGCUGAUCUGUUCACAUGUUGUCUUACGACCCCUAUCGAUAUUGCACUGCGAUAUUUUGUUUUACAGAAUCCGCUUCCUGGUAAUCCGGCCUUGGAAGAUGGGAAGAUCCCGGUUCCUGGCCGCCUCCAAGACCGCAGAAGCCCUCUGGGCGAGCUGAAUUGGAUCUUUACCGCAAUUACCGACACGAUUGCAUGGAACAUUCUGCCUCGACCUCUGUUCAAGAAACUCUUCCGUCAAGAUUUGAUGGUGGCGGCCCUAUUUCGAAAUUUUCUCCUGAGUGAACGAAUCAUGCGAGCAAACCAUUGCCAUCCAAUCUCAUCCCCACCACUUCCCGAAACACAUCGACAUCCUCUAUGGCAGAGUUGGGAUCUUGCUAUUGAGAUGGUCAUGUCACAACUUCCAAUGCUACGAGAAGCAGAAGAAGGAAAGCGCGUUUAUGAAUACCAGCAUUCGACCUUUUUUGCUGAGCAACUCACAGCUUUUGAGGUUUACCUAAGCUCUGGACCAACAAAAGAUCAUGCUCCAGACCAAUUGCCCAUCGUCCUCCAAGUUCUCCUUAGUCAGGUACAUCGAUUGAGGGCCCUGAUACUGCUGAGUAAGUUUUUGGACCUAGGACCUUGGGCAGUACACUUGGCUUUGAGCAUUGGAAUCUUUCCUUAUGUGGUUAAGCUUCUCCAAGCUGCUUCUUUGGAGCUGAAACCUGUCAUGGUAUUCAUCUGGGCUCGCAUAAUGGCCGUGGAUUACACAGUACAGAGUGAUCUCUUGAAAGACAAUGGCAUUCAUUACUUCAUUUCCAUCAUGAGCCCUCGCUCUGAUAUCCCUGUUGGGAACGCCAGUGAGCAUCGAGCAAUGUGUGCAUUCAUUGUAGCCACAUUUUGCAAGAAAUAUCCUCCAGGGCAGACUGUUUGUCUACUGCCAGAACUUUUCAACGCAUGCCUACUUAACAUGUUGGAACCUGAGAAUCCUUUGCUUAGGCAAUGGUCUUGCUUGUGUCUGAGCAUGCUCUGGUGUGAUUACGCAGAUGCGAAAUGGAUGGGGAUCAGAUGCUCAGCACAUGCUCGGUUGUGCGAGUUAUCUCUCGACCCGGUGCCGGAAGUCCGAGCUGCCAUGCUUCAUGCACUGACGAAUUUCCUCGGUAUUCCCGACCUCACCGAUCAAGUCUCCCAGAUUGAAGAGGGUAUUGCAUCUUCAGUUCUCUUCAUGACAUCAGAUGGCAGCACCCUGGUGAGAAAGGAACUGGUUGUUUUCCUCUCUACCUUUGUCAAGCGAUAUGAAAAUAAAUUUAUUGUAGUAGCAUACGAGCAGCUCGUGGAGGAAAGAGAAAAGCACCCUUACAAGGAGUCGGAGCCAAGUGUGUUUGAUCCUCGGGACAACUCCACUCCAGUUCCCAUAUCAUCGAACUCAAUCUACGGAUCGAUCUGGGUCCAGAUCCUUGUACUCUCUGUUGAUCCACACCCAGAGAUUGCCAGAAAUGCUCAGAUCAUUGUAGACCAGGUUCACGAAAUCCUGAUCAACUCGCCUUUAAGUCAUAUGGCACUGGCAGUGAUUGAUGACCUUUUGAAAUUCUCUAAGAAAGAGGAGGCACAUCUUAAGAGAGUGCCAUCAAGAGAUUCACUUCGAGCAAUCGAUCGACAAAGCAGUAAUGUGACGCCUCCACAGCUCCAGAAACAGCAGAGUUAUCUAUCACUCAGUCUUAAGCGGGCUGGGAGCUCAUUGCGAAAUCUCGCCUUUGGUUCUCCAGCAGACAGUCCUACACAAGAAACAACACCACAAACAUCCCCUACAAAGACCAGAGAACAUGUCCAGCCUCUCAAUACCCCCCGAAAUCGAUUACCACCUGAGUGGAGUAGGCCUCCUGACUCACCAAACGCCAGUAACACGCCAGGUGCUUACCAUGCAGCAUAUUUACCAACAUCGGCUGGCUUCACGCCUUUAGAUCCCAAGAAGCCACCGACGCUGCCUCUUCAGAGUUCUUUAUUGGAAUGGUCAACAGAGUACUUCCGUGAGCCACAAAUGCGACCCAAUGAUCCAGACGAGCCUGGUUCGGCAGACUACAACUCUCGUCUAUGGCGACGUACACGUAACGAGCGUAUCAUCGCCGAUAAUCAGCCACUGAAAGGCAAAGCCGGAAGCUCAAAAUGGACUCGUUUGGAGGGUCUUAUCAACAACCAUAGCCAACCAACGAAGAUGACUUUCCAUCAAUUCGACGAUCAUCUAGCCGUCGCGGACGACAAAGACACGAUCACAAUUUGGGACUUUCAGAAGAAUGAACUGCUCAAUCGAUUCAGCAAUGGAAAUCCUACAGGAAGCCGAAUCAAUGAUGCCAAGUUCAUGAACGAAGAUGACCAGCCACUACUUAUGGUUGGCAGUUCAGAUGGUGUCCUCAAAGUAUACCGUGGCUACCAGAGCGGAGCUGACGUAAAGGUGAUCACCGCAUUCCGCGCCUUGACAGAACUGAUUCCCAGCAAUAAAAACGCAGGUCUGGUUUUCGAUUGGCAGCAGGGUCAGGGAAAGGCACUCGUUGCAGGAGAUGUGAAGGUCAUCAAAGUAUGGAACGCGGCUACAGAGCUCUGCGUUGGUGAUAUCCCUGCUAGGAGCAGCAGCUGCGUCACUAGUCUCACAUCUGAUCAAGUCGCUGGGCAGAUCUUCAUUGCGGGCUUUGGAGAUGGCGUGGUGCGUGUAUUCGAUCAACGUCUAAAUCCUCGAACGGCAAUGGUUAAAAUUUGGCGUGAGCACCGACAGUGGGUCACCAACCUACACAUGCAGCGAGGUGGGGUGAGAGAGCUGAUCUCUGCCAGCCGUAACGGCGAGGUCAAGCUUUGGGAUUUGAGAAACGAUAAAGCCGUAUUGACUCUCAAUGCAACUUCUUCAUCGGGCACCGGAUCCUCAUCACAAGCUCCACCAUCAACACAAGAUGGCGCAAUGACACCGACCUCAGCCUCCUCGUCCAAGACUCUCCUGCGCACCCUUUCCGUCCACGAGCACGCGCCCGUAAUUGCCGUUGGCACCGACCGCCACGAGGUACGCAGCUUUAACACGAAUGGUGAACUCCUAGGCUCUUUCGAACCACUCGCAAGUCGUAUUGCGCAGGUUGUGGGUGGAAGUCUCAGUGGGAGGGGGUACCAAAGCCCAAUCGUCGCAACUGCUUACCAUCCUCAUCGCAUGAUGCUUGCUUGUGCCGCGCAGGGAGAUGGACAUGUCAGUCUUUUGGGAUAUUAG